Molecule: messenger RNA, 4630 nt
Organism: Bufo gargarizans (Asiatic toad)
Lineage: Eukaryota; Metazoa; Chordata; Amphibia; Anura; Bufonidae
Product: signaling lymphocytic activation molecule-like
Exons: 7
Coding region: 72-1088 (338 amino acids)
Source: RefSeq, a predicted model, not a curated record
UUUCAAGAAGUUCAAGUAAGCCCAGCCUAAAGCUUUACCUCUAUAGAUGUGCUCAAAGCAACUUCUGAAGCAUGUCUGCUUUAUUCCGCCUGCUAUAUGUCAUAGCUGUUUGCCAUAUUGGGGAAUCUCACUUAUGUGAUCAAGUCAUCCAGUUGAAUGGAUCCCUUGGAAAACCUUUAGUUCUAUAUCAAUUGCGUAUGAUGCCAGAAUAUCAAACUCUCUCCCUAACAACCACAAAUAAGACCACAAAAAUUCCAUUCCUGGUCUAUGAUCUGAUUGAAAACCAAAUUAUGUAUCCAAAAGCCAACAUUUCUGACAGUCGAUACCAGUUCAAGCGAGACAGCUCAUCCGUCAUCAUCCCCAAGUUACAGAAAGAUGAUGAAAAAAAAUACGAGCUCUCGGUACAAAGAAAAGAUUUCUUCUCGCUCGUGUGUGAAAUUGAGCUCAAAGUCUAUGAACAGAUCUCGAAUUUGACCGUCAGUGUAACAGAGGAUUCUCGGAACGACACCUGUAAUGUCACCAUGGAGUGCCUGAUGAAGACCGGAGAUGACGUGACUUUCAUCUGGAUGAAAGAUAAUAAGACGCUGAGCCAUAAUGGCAGCACGUUAGAGAUCAGCAUCGCGACUGACAACGCUAACAGCAUAUUCCGGUGCACCGCCACAAAUCCCGUGAGCGAGGGAUGGAGCGAGCAUACCCUGUCCUCUGCGUGUAACCCGAAUAACGAUAACGGUUUUCCUGACAUCAUGUUCUACAUUUUGGGGUCUUCUCUACCUAUCCUUGUUACCAUGGUUGCCAUCAUUGUGAUAGUAAUUGUUAUAAUAAAAAAAAAAAGAAAAAGAGAUAUAUACUCAAAGCGAUGUGUAAAUCCUCCAAGUAUCCCGGAAAGUAGACCCCCAGUGCCUGAACCAGCAUCCGAGCAGAGGCCUGAAGGCAUCCAGACAGUGUAUGCCAUUGUCCAGAAACCCAAGAAUCAAAGUAUAAGCUCAGAUGCAUCGAAAAGCCUUCCUUUUUCAUCGGUGUACGAGCUGGCUGGUCCUUGCCGAAAUAACAUCCAAGUACAGAACUCAACUGACGAGAUCUGGGUGUAGAAAGUACCCAUGAGAGGACUGUGCUGGAGCUGAAGGAGCCAACCUUCUCCUUGUAUCGCUAGAAGCCAUGGACUCAUAGGACAAACGUGGAAACCAGGUCUUCUCGUGCCAGAGUUCACCCUUAAGGACUGAUUUGUGAAUACCCCACUCCUUUUCACUCUUUUACCAUUUUGUGGUAAAUUCUAGACUCCUAUUCUGUUACAGGUACUGUCAUUUAUGGUGAAGGCAAAAAAAUGUAUAUUUCAUGGUAAAGAUAGAUAAAGUGGAGCUCCCCUUUAAAUCGAAAGAAAAUGUAUAUAUGUUCUGACAAAUCUGAUGGAGGAUUUUUUGCAUCCUUUCAUUUAUUGUACGAUUGCCGGACAUUGGAUACUGUUUGUAAUCAGGGGAGGGUUCCCCUUUAGACGUACGUUUUAAACAUGGCAGAUUUCAAGAUUUCAAGUCCGCACCAUGCAUCUGAAUGGGGUUGUUUCUGCAGAAUCUGGACACAACAGAAAGAAUUGUCAUGCUAAAGUUUGUUUAAAGGGAACCCGCCACCUUUGAAAUACUGCGCAGUCUAUGGACGCCAUGUUGUAGAGCAGGAGGAGCUGAGCAGAUUGAUGUAUUGCUUUAUGGGGUACGAUUCAGAAUUUUAUUUUAUUUUAUGCAUUUAAAUCUCUCCCCUAUCUGGGCUUAGUUGUACGGUGGGCGGUCCUACUCAGUGAUUGACAAGUAUCUGUGCAGUUAGGACCGCCCACUGGACUCCUAAGCUUUGAAGAAGAGGGAUUUAAAUGAAUAAAUGAGAAGUUCUACUGACUCUUUUCCCGCAAAACUACAUAUCAAUCUGCUCAGCUCCCCCUGCUCUACAAGAUGGUGCGGGCUGAUCAGACACCGUGUACUACCCUUUAAGUUACAUCAUGUGAAGUGGUGGAAUAUAUGGAGAUCUCUGACUUUCCUUUCUGGACUCAUGGGAUAAGGUAAGUGCCCUCAGAUACCCACACACCUUGAACAGCUGCAUCUCCCCCGUACACGAUCGGCUCAGCUCAUGUGAUUGUUUACUACGGUUUGUGGCACAUAUUUGCAUAUUAGAAAAAAAAAUCCCGUCUGCAAAUGUUCCCUUGUUUUUCACGCCUACUUUAAUGGCUUACGGGGACUUUUCUUUUGUUGUUUUUUUAUGAGGUAUUUUGAACUAGAAUGAGUGUUCCUGCGCGGGCACAGAUGUUCGCCGACCUUCCUGUGUGCUUCAUGCCAGUAUUAGAACAUGUGACAUUUUCCCUUUAACUUUUUUUGUAUUUUUUUGCAUUUAGAGAUUACAUCAGAUGGCUGUGAUGAAUUUCUAGAGAAACCUUCUGAACCAUUUACAUGGUGGCCACGGUUCUGGGUUUUGUAGUAGGACGAUCUGUGUAAAUAGGAUAUUAAAAUGAUUAUUUUUUUCUAUUCUUUAUUUUAGUGUCACAACUUUUCACUACCACUAGGUGGAGACAGAGCACCACGACUAUAGUUACAGUAAACUCAUGGGGACUAUUUUUUUUAAUAUUAUAAACUUUUUACAUGCAGAGCCCCAGGCAGUCUGCAACGUGGGGCAUCUUCCCCCAGGACGUUCCCCUUUACCCCCUUCCUGCCCUCGCCAUAGUAAUAAGUCAAGGGAACUACAUAUUUUUAGCUAGCCACAGUGGGAGCGCCUUUCCUUGCGGGUGCCAGCUGUAUUACAGGAUGGGAGGUGUGUUUAACCCCUUAGAUACCAUAGUCAUAGUCAGUAAGUGGUAAGCGAAAGGGAGGAAGCUCCAUCUUCUACGCCAUCAGCCUCCUGCUUAACUAUGGUCUCCGGCCCUGCCAUGUAUUAGGUGGCCUGUCAGAUUUACAGUUACAGACAUAAUACACUGCAAUACAAAGAUAUUGCAGUGUAUGAUAUGACGGAUCAGAGGACGGCAGGUUCAGUUAUCUAAAAAGGCAAACCCCACUAAAUGGGCAAUAAAACCAGAUACACUGUUAAUUUGCAUCACUGUAUGCAUCCAAUUUCUGUCCAACUAUCUAUUUUUUACGGUCAUUUUGCAUCCGUUUUUAACAGCCAUUAAUAAAAUGUGAAUUCCAUAAGCUUUUUUUUCCAACAUUCCGACCCCUGCAGAACCCUAAGUGUACAUUAUGCCCCUCAUAGUGUCCACUAGACUUCCAAUGGUCCCAUUGUGCCACCUAGACAUCCAAUGGUCCCAUUGUGCCUCCUAGUCAUCCAAUGGUCCCAUUGUGCCACCUAGACAUCCAAUGGUCCCAUUGUGCCUCCUAGUCAUCCAAUGGUCCCAUUGUGCCACCUAGACAUCCAAUGGUCCCAUUGUGCCUCCUAGACAUCCAAUGGUCCCUUAGUGCCUCCUAGACAUCCAAUGGUCCCAUUGUCCCCCAGUAUCUAAAAUGCCCCCUUAGUGCUCCCAGUAUCUAAAAUGCCAUCCUUAGUGCCCCCAGUAGUUAAAAGGGCCCCUUAGUGCCCCUAGCAUACGCAUUUCCUCAUUAGUGCCUUCCAGUAUGUGUUGACUUCCUUAGUGCCUCCUAGAAUAACUAAUGCCCCCCUUAGUUCCUACUAGUAUAACUAAUGCCCUUCUUAGUGCCUCCUCCCUCCUAGUAUAACUAAUGCCCCCCUUAGUGCCUCCUAGUAUAACUAAUGCCCUCCUUAGUGCCUCCUAGUAUAACUAAUGCCCUCCUUAGUGCCUCCUAGUAUAACUAAUGCCCUCCUUAGUGCCUCCUAGUAUAACUAAUGCCCUCCUUAGUGCCUCCUAGUAUAACUAAUGCCCUCCUUAGUGCCUCCUAGUAUAACUAAUGCCCUCCUUAGUGCCUCCUAGUAUAACUAAUGCCCUCCUUAGUGCCUCCUAGUAUAACUAAUGCUCUCCUUAGUGCCUCCUAGUAUAACUAAUGCCCUCCUUAGUGCCUCCUAGUAUAACUAAUGCCCUCCUUGGUGCCUCCUAGUAUAACUAAUGCCCUCCUUGGUGCCUCCUAGUAUAACUAAUGCCCUCCAUGGUGCAUCCUAGUAUAACUAAUGCUCUCCUUGGUGCCUCCUAGUAUAACUAAUGCCCUCCUUAGUGCCUCCUAGUAUAACUAAUGCCCUCCUUAGUGCCUCCUAGUAUAACUAAUGCCCUCCUUAGUGCCUCCUAGUAUAACUAAUGCCCCCCUUAGUGCCUCCUAGUAUAACUAAUGCCCUCCUUAGUGCCUCCUAGUAUAACUAAUGCCCUCCUUGGUGCCUCCUAGUAUAACUAAUGCCCUCCUUAGUGCCUCCUAGUAUAACUAAUGCCCUCCUUAGUGCCUCCUAGUAUAACUAAUGCCCUCCUUAGUGCCUCCUAGUAUAACUAAUGCCCCCCCCUUAGUGCCUCCUAGUAUAACUAAUGCCCUCCUUAGUGCCUCCUAGUAUAACUAAUGCCCUCCUUAGUGCCUCCUAGUAUAACUAAUGCCCUCCUUAGUGCCUCCUAGUAUAACUAAUGCCCUCCUUAGUGCCUCCUAGUAUAACUAAUGCCCUCCUUAGUGCCCACUAUUCUGCUGGUUCAGACAUGAAAAAAAAUAGUUGCCUCAUCACUUACACGUGAGGA